UUGAACGCGAAGGCCAACUUCAGAUGUCCCUCUCUUUUUCAUUUUCUUUUCUCAUUAGAAUCAGUUAAGCUGGUUUUUCAAUAAACCUCGAAGCUGUUGGCCUCUUGCUACUGGUAAUCCUUACUGAAACUUUUUUUUUUUUUUUUCCGCGUCAAAUCUUCGAUCUGUAGAAUCAAUUCCUUCACCAACAAUAUUUUGAUAAGAAGAAAUAGCUAAGCAGAGAUCCAAGAGGAAAAUGGGGAUAGAUGAUGCUCCAUUGGACGAUAAGGCGAAGAGAAUGAGAGAUCUGCUAUCAAGCUUUUACUCUCCCGAUCCUGCAGUGUCAUCCAGCAAUUCUUCAAAGUUCGCUUCCUUAGAUGCUAUCAACACCUCCUCAUUCGACGCAGAUCAGUACAUGAAUCUCUUGGCGCAAAAAUCAAAUUUGGAAGGGCUUUUGCAGAAGCAUGUGGAAAUGGCGGCUGAGAUAAAGAAUCUUGACACUGAUUUGCAAAUGUUAGUGUAUGAAAAUUACAACAAGUUCAUUAGUGCGACUGAUACAAUCAAGAGGAUGAAAAAUAACAUUGUAGGCAUGGAAGCAAAUAUGGAGCAGCUCCUUGAAAAAAUAAUGUCAGUGCAAUCAAGGAGUGAUGGUGUUAACACUUCACUUUUUGAGAAGAGAGAACAUAUAGAGAAAUUGCAUCGCACACGUAACCUCCUUCGUAAAGUUCAGUUCAUAUAUGAUCUUCCUGCUAGACUUGGGAAAUGUAUUAAAUCAGAGGCAUAUGCUGAUGCAGUCAAGUUGUAUACCGGAGCAAUGCCAAUUUUUAAGGCAUAUGGGGAUUCAUCAUUCCAGGACUGUAAGCGAGCAUCUGAAGAAGCUAUGACCACAGUUAUAAAAAAUUUGCAGGGAAAGCUAUCCUCAGAUACUGAAUCCAUACAGGCAAGGGCUGAGGCUGCAGUGCUUCUUAAGCAGUUAGAUUUUCCGGUGGACAACUUAAAAGCUAAACUAUUUGAAAAACUAAAACAAUCUCUUCAGGACCUUCACCUAAAGACAGAAGAAAUACUCAAUGUUUUGCCUAAUUCUAAUGAUCCUUCAAAUCCUGCUACCACAGUUGAUGGUUCUGUUCAUGAGUUUGCGGAAGCUAUCCGAGCUUAUCGAGUAAUAUUUCCAGACUCAGAAAUGCAACUAAUUAAACUUUCACAAGACUUGAUUACCAAGCACUUUGAAAUCACUGAACAAUACGUAAAGGAACGGACUUCUGUUGCAAAAUUUCUGGGUGUUCUCCGACUCAUAUGGAGAGAUGUAGACCUGAUAGAUGAGGUUUUGCAUGAGGCUAUUCUCCCUGACUAUUCUUUGGAGGCUGCCCAGGUUGUUGUCAAGCAGUAUGUUGCAAGCACAUUUUCUCACCUUUUGCGUGAUAUCUCAGAUUCCCUUACUGUUAACGUCUAUAUUAAACAAAAGGAGGGAGAGGAAGAGCAUCCCUUGCAGGUUGCUCUGGAGACCAGCAAAAACACAAUGCUUCAAGGAAGCAUGGAUCUCUUAGAGGACUUUCGCCAACUUCUUGAUGAAGAUAUAGGAUUGCUUCUUAAAUUGAGAGACUCGAUUGUUGAUUGGGUUCAAGAAGGAUUUCAGGACUUCUUCAGGGCUCUGGAUCAUCACUUCCUCUUGCUUUCUGGAAGAAAUAAAUUAGCUACUCAAGAUCGAGUUUUGACAGAGGGAAUGCCAGUUGACAAAGUGCUUGCUGGUCUUGUCCUGGUGUUGGCUCAACUUUCUGUUUUUAUUGAACAAACUGCCAUCCCAAGAAUUACUGAGGUAAUAGCCACUUCAUUCUCUGGUGGUGGUGUUCGAGGCUUUGAAAAUGGGCCUGCUUUUGUUCCCGGUGAAAUUUGUCGAAUUUUUCGGUCAGCCGCUGAAAAGUUUCUGCACCAUUAUAUAACUUUGAGAACUCAGAGAGUGUCAGUUCUAUUGAAGAAGAGGUUUAAAGCUCCUAAUUGGGUCAAGCACAAGGAGCCAAGAGAAGUUCAUAUGUUCGUUGAUUUAUUUCUUCAAGAGUUGGAAGCAACAGGUACUGAAGUAAAGCAGAUUCUACCUCAGGGAGCUAUUCGCAAGCAUCGUCGUUCUGAAAGCAAUGGAAGCACUGCAUCUUCUCGCAGCAAUCCAUUACGAGAUGAUAAAAUGAGUCGAUCGUAUACUCAAAGGGCUAGGAGUCAGCUCUUGGAAACCCACCUGGCAAAAUUGUUCAAGCAAAAAGUUGAGAUUUUUACAAAAACUGAAUUUACACAGGAAUCUGUGGUAACUACUAUAGUAAAACUUUGCCUUAAAAGUUUGCAAGAAUUUGUCCGACUCCAAACUUUUAAUCGGAGUGGGUUUCAGCAAAUUCAGUUGGAUAUUCAGUUUCUAAGGGCUCCAUUAAGGGAAACUGUUGAAGAUGAAGCAGCCAUAGACUUUUUGCUUGAUGAGGUGAUUGUUGGUGCUUCAGAACGUUGUCUUGACCCAAUUCCUCUUGAGCCUCCCAUCUUGGACAAGCUAAUUCAAGCAAAGUUGGCCAAAAAGAGGGAAGAGAAUGCAAUUGCUUCAUAACUAGGGAGUGUCAAAUAAGUGAUUGCAUUGUUUUUCAGUCAUCAAGAAGUGGCAACUCAAUACCUGACUGGAACGAUCGAAAUAAGAAGCUUCACUGGCAUCUUCGGGCAUAUUUUGUGUGUUAAGUUGAUUGGUACAGUCGAGUCUCAGGAGGCUUCUAACACUGGAAAUAUUUGAGCUAUUACUGCAAAAUGACUACAAAUAACCUUCAGUCUGUAUUCCUGCAACAAUGAAGUUCACUCUUGAAAGUUUUGACCUUUGAUUGAGCCUGACCUGAUUUGCAUUAUUUUUGUCUUUCUGCUGAGCUAGUUACCAGCACACGCAAGCCAAGAUGCAACUUGUAUGGAAUGUUCAAUGUCCCCUAUACCUUUGGGAUCGUAUAGCUGAAACAUUGGCUGUGUAUAUGUGAUUACAUACAUGUAAAAUACGCCAAUAUUAUUUAUGAGGCAUGCCUCUUUUAUUUUUUUUAUUUUUUUUUUUUCCGGGGGAGGGGGGAAUUGGUAGUGCCUGUGGGGCCUAUCAAUCAUUGGUGGACCUUCCCUUGCUUGUAAUUCAGUGUUUCAGGAGGAUUAUGGCGCGAUGUUGCAGUUUUUUCUCAAUUGUGUGUGAACUUUAUUUCCAUUUUUGUAUUCAAAGUGAUAAAUUACAUGGGGGGAAGGAAUUGAUAA
Messenger RNA from Jatropha curcas, 3228 nucleotides. Its product is annotated as Vps51/Vps67 family (components of vesicular transport) protein. The record is from RefSeq and is a predicted model, not a curated record. Gene Ontology annotation, biological process: Golgi organization; retrograde transport, endosome to Golgi; Golgi vesicle transport. Gene Ontology annotation, cellular component: EARP complex; membrane; GARP complex. NCBI's taxonomy places the organism in Eukaryota, Viridiplantae, Streptophyta, Magnoliopsida, Malpighiales, Euphorbiaceae.